CAAAAACGUACAUUCACAUUCUUCUGACUCAUACAUCUUGAGCUUGUGGGGUCAUGGCCCAUACUCUUCUAUUUUAGUUUCACACUUUCCCAACAUAUAUAUUCUCAAUAAUAUUACCUUCCAUCCAUUUAAAUUAGUUCACAUCACUUUUGUUUAAUUUAAUUUUUAAACUUCCCUUCUUCUUUCUUUCCUUUUUCACAAUUCACUUUCUUCAUUCUUCAUAGUGUACCAAAAACCUUUAUUAACAAACAUGAAUAGGAAUGGAUAUAGGGAUGAAAAACCAUGUUGCAAUUUCCACCCUAAACAAGUAGUUGUUGGUGUAUGCCCUUUAUGCUUGAAUGAAAGGCUUCUUCUAUUGGCAGCAAAACAAGGUCGGCGCCACCAUCAUAACCACCGUUCUUCUUCAUCUUCUUCCUCCAAAAAAGUUGCUAGUUCACAAAAGCUUCAAAGUUCCGUACACACAAAGCCACCCAAUUCUUCUUCUAUUCAUAAGAUCUUUGCUUUUGGUUCUCUCUUCACUCGUCUUGAAUCUCGUCACUGCAAAUCUCAUGGCAACUUUCACUAUGAUGAUAUCUCUCCUAGUCCAGAAGACUCAUUCAUAUCAAUCAAGUUUGAAGGAAAUGGGGUAGCCUCGUGGGAAAAGAGCACGGUCUCAAAGGUUUCCUCCUCCCUAGAGAAUUGCAAGAAGAACCAUGAGGACAAAUUAGAGACCAAGAGUGUGAUAGAGCAUGCAAAGUCACGUGACACAUUCAGGUGGAGAAAGAGGAUUGGUCACAUGUUCCAGCUCAUAAGGUGGAAGAAAACUGGAGGUGUAUGCCACGUAGGCAACAAGGUUGAAGGAGGAGCAGUGAAAGUCAGAAAAGGCUGGAUGAGGACUCUGACAAAGAGAAAGAAGAAGACCAUGGAAUAAAGUAUAGUAGACUUAAUGAAAGUGACACCAAUAUUAAUUUGGUUAUGGAAUUGAAGAUUCAAAGCUCAUUAUUACUAUUAUUUGUUUGUGUCUUUGGUCCUCAUCAUCACUUUGCAAUUUAGUGUGACUAAAGUUAUAUUAAUACUACUAUUCAUAUUGACAUAUGGUACAGUCAAAAAUAGCUUUGUUACUUUUUUUCAACAAAAAGAAAUAAAAAUAGCUUUAUUACUAUAUUAAAAAUGUGCUUUAGAUUACCAAAAAAUGGAAAAAGAAAAAGAAAAGGGAAAUGCUUUGCAGUUUGCAUGCUUUGAGUACUUUAGGGAAUGGAAUGGGGUUCUUUUUGUAAUUUUUCUUUUUAGGGUUUUUAUUUUCUUCUUCAUGUUUGCUUCAUAAUAAAAAAGACAGUACAGGCUGUAAUAGGGUUUGUCUAAAUUCUAAAAUACUUGAAUGAAAUGAAUAUUUGAGUAUUCUUUCCCAUA
Molecule: messenger RNA, 1389 nt
Organism: Medicago truncatula (barrel medic)
Lineage: Eukaryota; Viridiplantae; Streptophyta; Magnoliopsida; Fabales; Fabaceae
Exons: 2
Coding region: 251-910 (219 amino acids)
Source: RefSeq, a predicted model, not a curated record